CCCUGGUUGCCUGCAUGGCCGUCAUCGCCGCUGCCUACGAGGAUGCCCACCCCAAGUACAAGUACGAGUACGGAGUGAAGGACUCGAAGACCCACGAUCACAAGAGCCAGUGGGAGAGCCGCGAUGGAGAUGUCGUCAAGGGACAGUACACCGUGGAUGAGGCCGAUGGAACCCACCGUGUGGUGGACUACGCCUCGGACCACAAGGCCGGAUUCCAGGCCCAUGUCCAGCGUAUGGGACACGCCGCCCAUCCCCACGGAGAGAGCUACGCCAACAUUGACCAUCAAAUUCUUUGGUUUCGAGAUCGGAUCGUCGUCCUAGUAGUGCUGCUUGAUGUUGGCGUAGCUCUCGCCAUGGGGAUGAUGGGCAUGACCCACUCGCUGGACAUGGGGCUGGAAUCCGGUCUUGUGGUCCGAGCUGUAGUCCACGAUGCGGUGCGUACCAUCGGCCUCAUCCAGGGUGUACUGUCCCUUGACGUGGUCACCGUCACGGUGCUCCCAGGCGCUCUUGUGGUCGUGGGUGUGUCCGUCCUUAACUCCGUACUCGAACUUGUAGCUCGGAUGGCUGUGGUAAUCCUCGACGGCCAGCACGGCAACGGCCAGGCAGACAACCAGGGCGGCGAUCUAAAAACUUCCAAAAUGUUCAAGAUCAUCGCCCUGGUUGCCUGCCUGGCCGUUGCCGCCCUGGCCUACGAGGACUACCACAGCCAUCCGAGCUACAAGUUCGAGUACGGAGUUAAGGACGGACACACCCACGACCACAAGAGCGCCUGGGAGCACCGUGAUGGUGACCACGUCAAGGGACAGUACACCCUGGAUGAGGCCGAUGGUACGCACCGCAUUGUGGACUACAGCUCGGACCACAAGACCGGAUUCCAGCCCCAUGUCCAGCGAGUGGGUCAUGCCCACCAUCCCCAUGGCGAGAGCUACGCCAACAUCAAGCAGCACUACUAGGACGGUGAACUGAUCUCGGAACCAAAGAAUUAGAACAAAUUUUUGAAAAUAUAUCGUUUCAAAUUGAA
This is a messenger RNA of Culex quinquefasciatus (southern house mosquito), 1021 nucleotides long. RefSeq lists its product as uncharacterized. Gene Ontology annotation, cellular component: extracellular matrix. NCBI's taxonomy places the organism in Eukaryota, Metazoa, Arthropoda, Insecta, Diptera, Culicidae. The record is from RefSeq and is a predicted model, not a curated record. The transcript has 5 exons. Bases 15 to 953 code for a protein of 312 amino acids.